Messenger RNA from Thelazia callipaeda (thelaziosis nematode), 687 nucleotides. NCBI's taxonomy places the organism in Eukaryota, Metazoa, Nematoda, Chromadorea, Rhabditida, Thelaziidae. The record is from the annotation of a GenBank genome assembly.
AUGACUAAUGAACAACUACUAGUCAACAGUGAAGCAUGUGACGUUCUAAGAUUUUUUGAAGGAGAAAUCAAACGGUGUUGGCAACCCAAAAAGGUGCCUCGAAAGAAACACUCAAGAAAUGCAGCGUUGCAUCCAGAUUUCUAUGAUAAAGUGAAUUUAUGGAAGGAAUUAUUAAAGAAUGAAGUUGCAGCUGAUGUUCAGGAAGUUCGAGAUUUGCUAAUAAAUCCACUUGCUGACGACUUGGAAAGACUUAGCCAAAUUUCGGGUCCAUUUAAACUACGAACCAAUUGUUUGCAUGCUUUACAUGGACGGAUUUUAGUACUCAUCCAUGAGAAAUCAGAUAUUCAUAAAACCAUGGCAAGAAUGUCUCUACGUCCAGGUGCUCCAGUAAUGCUGUGUAAAUUUCCAAAUCUAGUUAGUAUCAGCGAUUGUAUUGUAAUUUCAUGUUCUGAAGUUGAAGUUGUUCUGAAAGCAAAAACAACUGACUUGGAUAUCAGUAUUUCCGACCAAUUGGUAGUGGUACCUUCCUCAGGCUUGGGAUAUCUAACGGCUUUAAAUGAGUUUCUGUGUUCACAAAUGGAGUUGUGCAUAAAUCAAAGUUCUAUCACACAUUAUUUUCUUAAUCAUGAAGCAUCAGGAAACCAGAAGUAUUACCAAGCUUGCAAGGAAAAUCCAGUUAUCUUAUAA